This is a messenger RNA of Erigeron canadensis, 2616 nucleotides long. Its product is annotated as zinc finger BED domain-containing protein DAYSLEEPER-like. The record is from RefSeq and is a predicted model, not a curated record. Gene Ontology annotation, molecular function: protein dimerization activity; DNA binding. NCBI's taxonomy places the organism in Eukaryota, Viridiplantae, Streptophyta, Magnoliopsida, Asterales, Asteraceae. The transcript is spliced from 2 exons. Bases 472 to 2373 code for a protein of 633 amino acids.
AUCAGUUAUAAAACUUAUAUAUAAUUAUCCAUAUAUCAAAAUCAUUCAAUUUUAUACUCUACUCAUGACAUCAUUAGACAUUAGUUAUUUGUUAAGCUUAAUAUAUAUCUGGCGGUCAAACUCAAUCAGUCAAGCAUCAUAGAAAUCAAAUACCCAUGGGCUAAGAUCCAAAAUACACAUAAAAAAACAAGACAAAAAGCCAAAAUCAAAUUUACAAAAGAGCCCAUUGGGCUUACUAGGGUUUAAGCAUUUAACCCAAAAGCCCAUCAUAUCUCCAUCAAGGCAUCAACCUCUGAAAAACCCCUGAAAUGUACGGAGUACUUGUUUGUUUUUUUUCAAAUAAUCACUGUUAAGAUUUUAUAGAAUUUAUCUACCUAAAUAAAAGGAAGAAGGGGAAGAAUAUUACUUUAACCCUAGUUUCAGUUUUCUUCAAAUUCAACUUCUGGGUUAUCUCCUGCUUCACUUAAUUUCAUGGGUAACCCUAUAAUCAAAAAUGAACCACGUGAUGAUGAGGCACAGGCAACAAGCAAGAGAAAGAAUUCUGUAAUAUGGGAACAUGUCACACUUAAGAGUGUCGAUGUAAAAUGUACCACUAGCCACCUUAAGCAACAUGUUACCUUUGAAAAUUGCCCUCAAAUGUCUUCACGUACCCUUGUUUCAAACACUAAUGGUGCUCUCCCUAAAAAACGAUACAUAAGUACAUCUGGAUCUGCAAUUGGUUCAUUGAAUCAGCCUUGUUGCAGAUAUGAGAUUGCAAAGAUGAUUAUUAUGCAUGAAUAUCCACUUGACAUGAUGGACCAUCUUGGAUUUUUGGAUUGUGUCAGAGCUCUGCAACCUCAAUUCAACGUCUUGUCCCGUGAUACUAUUGAAAGUGAUUGUUCUGCUUUUUAUGCAAGGGAAAAACAGGCCCUUUCGAAUCGUAUUUCUAGCAUCCCAGGACGUGUUAGUCUUUCUUUGGAUAUGUGGUCUACAGAUCAAAGUGUAUGUUAUGUCUGCAUAGCGGGUCAAUUCAUUGAUAACAAUUGGAAGUUGAAUCGAAAGAUUCUUGGUGUUAAGCUGUUAUCAUUUCCCGAAUCUGGAUCUAUUUUCAAUCAUGCAGUCCUUUCUUGCAUAACUGAAUGGAAUUUAGAGUCAAAGCUAUUUACAGUGUCUCUUGAUGAAUCUUUUUCAAAUGAAACCGUGACAAAAUACCUCAGAGGGAUACUUUCUAGCAACAACCCGCUAGUUCUUAAAGGUCAACUCAUGAUUAGCAGUUGCUAUUCUCGGGUUUUGACUCAUCUUGCUCAAGAUGCUUUAAUUUCAACGAAGGAAACGGUUAAAAAAGUUCGUGAUAUUGUGAAGUAUGUAGUGACAGCUGAAAGUCAACAAAAAAGAUUCAAUGAUUUGAAACAAAAACUUCAGGUACCAAGUACCAAAAGUCUCGAUCUUGACAGCCAAACGCAAUGGAACACAACUUACCACAUGUUAGUUGCUGCAUCCGAAUUAAAAGAGGUAUUUCCAUGUUUGGAUGACUUUGAACCUAGUUACAUAAAAAGCCCAUCAAUGGAAGAAUGGAAAGAAGUUGAAGUUCUUUGUGUUUUCUUGAAACUCUUGUUUGAUGCAGCCAAUAUUUUGGUGGGUCCCACAUUUCUGACCACGGAUGUGUUUUUUCAUGAAGUGUGGAAAAUCCAACUUGCGCUUACAAAUGCAUCAAUGAUUGGAGAUAGGUUUAUUAGGAAGUUGACAAAACCGAUGCAUGAAAGGUUUAGCAAGUACUGGAAAGAUAACUCUCUGGUUUUUGCAAUUGCAGUGAUUAUGGAUCCCCGUUUUAAGAUGAAGCUUGUGGAGUUUAGUUUUUCAAAAACCUACAGUUCUGAAGCUGAGAAUCAGAUAAAAGUUGUACGUGAUGCUGUUGAGGAACUUUAUCUUGAUUAUGUGGUGCAAAUGCUUCCUACACCGACAUUUGUUGUUAAGGAAAAUGAGAAUGGGAAUGAUAUCGAGAUUGGGAAUGGAAGUGAAAAUGAAGAGCGUUCAGUGAAAGAAGCCAUUUUUCUUUCAACAGAUGACGGGCUUUCUGAUUUUGAUAUCUACAUCUCUGAAACCGCAAGCCUUCAAAACAGGAAAUCUGAAUUAGAUCAGUAUUUGGAAGAAUCAGUGCUACCCCGUGUGCAUGCAUUUGAUGUUUUGGGCUGGUGGAAGGUGAACAGACAAAAAUACCCGACGCUUUCUAAAAUGGCUUUUGAUAUCUUGUGUAUUCCUGUCUCUACAGUUUCUCAAGAAUUCGUGUUUGACAGUAGGCGUAAGAAGAUGAAUAGAUAUCAAUGUUCGUUAAGUCCAUCGACUCUUGAAUCACUUGUUUGUGCUAAAGAUUGGUUGCAGCAUGGAUCUUCUUAGUUUACAGUCUUGUUGUAGAUCUUUAAUCAUUCCAUCAUUUUUGGAUCAUUGAAAUUUGAAGGAAGGCAAACGAUUCUUCAAUUUCGUGUUUGUGGGGUACUGUAAAGUAAUGUGGUUAUCUGGUAUAUCUUUUUGUCCUGUUGCAACUUGAGAGCUUAAAACGCAUGUUUUGUAUGCUGUGUAACUCAUUGCUAGAGGCAUCUAGCGUUGAUGAAAGAUUAAAUUUUGUUUCUGAUAACAAUA